AGCGGAUCCAUUGGAUACCAGGGUUUUGCAUUGAAAGCCCCGGCUCCGAGCUCCGGCCGACUUUGGCCAUCGAUGUCUCCGGCCGGCUGCAUCAUCGAGGUUGCGCCGGAGUCCUACGCGCUGGGCUGCGAGCCAGGAAAAGCUACUGUGCUGCGGACAGGUGAGCACGGGAUCACCGCGGUCAAAGAUGCCGAGGGAGAGUGGCGGCUCUUGCUGGCUGAGGCAUCUCCAUUGCUGCUUCCGAAGCUUUGCGGUGCGCUGGCAAAGACACAGGCAGUUCUCUUCGCUGUCAAGCCGUCCAAAGCUGCCUUCCUGUGCCCCAAAACGCAGCUUCGCCUGGCGGCCAAAGCGGUCCUAGGCUGCGGCUGCGGGCUUCGCUUAUCAGGUACCAACCUGCAUCCGCCAAGCACCAGCACACGGACGCAGCGAGAUGUGGGCGUUUGGUUCCGAGGAGACUCGCGAGGUCUGUGGAGGCUGGAGGUGGGCGGCUUCUUUGUGGAGAUCCCCGGGCGCCGGCCGGGCAAGGUUGGGCCGCGCUCCGUGGAGAUGCGAGCUGCCUGCGGUGGAGUCAUCCUCGAUGGUUCCCGCCUUCCUGUCAUCGCUUCGCCACAGCGGCUGUUGACGGAAGGUGAGAAGCUGGACCAAGGCUGGGAUUUGCUGUGCCGGGGCAAGUACUUGGCAUUGGAGCUGGAGGAUGAGAAACGCCACGGUAUCUGGCUCUUCUGCGGCGGAUUCUUCGGGCGGGUGCUGGGGCCGGCCGUCGGUCCCGACUCAGUGGUUCAACCUGACCUGGAGAUCGAAGCCACUGUGGGCGAGGUCAAAAGCCCCGGCGUCUUCCAGGACGCCUCAGGGCUCAUGCUGGGCAGCUUCAAGCUGGAGGACCAGCAGUUGCAACACACCUUGCCGAGCGGCGAGGUGCAAAAUUGGAAGGUCCGGGGGAUGACCUUCAACCCUUUGGCGGAGGCGCCGGAGGUGGACCUCUCGGAGGGAGCGAAGGUGAAGUACUGGAGCGUCACAGUGCAGAAGUGGAUCCCGGCCACCAUUUUGAGCAAGAACCAGGAUGGAUCCUUUCGACUGGACCUCAAGAAGCGCGCGCUACGGUGCCACAUUGGGCCCUUUUACAAGGCAGAGGGAGACGCACCGACGCCUGGCCGCGUAACCACAUCAAAGAAGACCAAGAAGAAGCAGGAGACCUCCAGCGAGGUCUCAAGCUCCGCGAGUCCGUCCAGCGCGAGCAAGGCAAAACGGAAGGCGGGCAAAAGGAAGGCGGCGAGGGAGAAGGAAAGAGAAAGGAAGGAGAAGGAGAAGAAGCAGAAGGAGAAGUCAAAGCAGAAGAGAUUGCAGUUGGAGAGGGAGAAGCAGAAGAGAUUGAAGGAGAAGACACAGGAGAAGAGAUUGAAGGAGAAGGCAAAGGAGAAGAAGGAGGAGGAGAAGAGAUUGAAGCAGAAGGCAAAGGAGAAGAAGCAGGAGAGGGAGACGAAGGCGAAGGAGAAGGGGAAGAAGAAGGGGAAGGAAACAAAGGUGAAAAGCACGAAGAAGACGGGCCACACGCCAAAGAAGGAGCAUGGGCUUGAGCGCAAGAGUAAGAACACAAACCCAAAAAACAAGAAGCAGAGGAAGCGGGAGGAGAGCGACCAAGAAGAAAGCGACCAAGAAGAAAGCGAGCCGGCGGAAAGCGAGAAGGAGGAAAGCCAGGAGCAGAGCGAUCCGGAGGAGGACAGCAAGAGUAGUGUGAGUGAGAAUGACUCUAGCGAUAGCGAGGAGGGUGAGCAGAAGUUGAGGAAAAGGAAACGCAAGAAGAGAGAGGAGGAUAGUUCCCAGAAGCCACGGAGGCAAAGCAGCAAGGCUCAGGAGCACUCGAGCUAUGAAAGCAGUCGGAUUGGAAGCUCUCCCAGCCCAAGCUCUGAGGAUGAGGACUCUAGCUCCUCAUAGCACGAUGCUACACAACGGAGGCUCAACCUGAGCCGGGAUCCGAGGUCGAAAGACCUGGGGAGUAGUCGGGGCUGGUCAGCAACAUGUGCC
Messenger RNA from Effrenium voratum, 2022 nucleotides. Lineage: Eukaryota; Dinophyceae; Suessiales; Symbiodiniaceae. The record is from the annotation of a GenBank genome assembly.